AUGCGCCGACGCAGCACGGCGAAGCGGGAGCGGUGCAUUCGAAAAGGCCUAGCCGACCAGUGCGUGGAUGGCUAUCGCAAGAAAGCCAAGUACCUGCUGGAGGAGGACGAUAUCUCACCGACAGUCCAACAACCUACGCUGCACAUGGAGGCACCACCGUCUGGCCCCGAUAUGUUUGUAAACAAUCUUCACGAGAACAUGGCGAUUCCGGAAGCAAGCUCAUUUUCGCCAACCGUGUUUAAGCAAACGUCCAAGGACUUUGGUCGCAGCGAGCCUAGUGCUGCAUUUGCAUUUGAUCCCAAAACUGCAUUCGGUUUUGAUCCCACCUCACUGGAGUGCUCUAUCCUUACCUCCAUGCUCCAUGACGCAGACUCCAGUGCUUUGAGCGGCGAUUCUCCGGAUGUGGCACACAUACCAGCCAUGGAUCUCAUGGAGAAUUAUACCACGCUGCAGAGCUCUGCACCAGGCGGCUCGGCAGAUGACGGCACGAGUGUUCCGCCCGUCGCCAGUUGGAAAACGCAGUCACACAUGCAGCCCAUGUCGGACCGUCGAGACUCCACGGGCAGCUUUACCAAACAAGGGAUAUACAUGGGGUCGCUUGGCCAGCAAAUGAAGCAGAACAACCGAAACAGCCCAUCUUCUUUGGAUACCAAUGUCGUCUUUUCCCCCGAAGCACUUGUACAAGCGGGAAAGAGCACGGCACAGCGUGCCUGCGCAGACGAAACCAACCCCUCACAUGAGCAUUCCAGUACGACGAACAAUAUUAAUGAAAGUAUAUGGAAACAACGGGUGUCAAGGGUGUACAAUGACCGAGUGAAGCCAUUCCGAUACACGGAUGCGUACCAUAUCCUGCUCAAGUAUGUGAUGCUAAAGUACGAAAAAGCAGAUGUGUUGCGAAUUGUUCGCGCGUUAGCGAUUUUCCGGCCCUCUUUAAUUGCGUUGCAGAUGCCUCUGAGCGAGGAAGAUGAGGUGUUUGUGGAGCGAGCAUUUCAACGCACCAUUCUUGAAUUUGAGAAACUCAUCUCAUUUUCCGGAACACCCACGGUUGUAUGGCGCAGGACGUGCGAGAUAUCACUGGUUGGAUCUGAGUUCUGCAUGCUCACGCAAUGGUCGAAAGAAGAUUUAAUGGGCAAGUACAUUUACCAAUUUAUGGACAAGAGCUCGGUGCUAAAGUACUGGUAG
This is a messenger RNA of Malassezia vespertilionis, 1182 nucleotides long. RefSeq names its product Transcriptional regulator of nonfermentable carbon utilization (gene ERT1). Lineage: Eukaryota; Fungi; Basidiomycota; Malasseziomycetes; Malasseziales; Malasseziaceae. Gene Ontology annotation, molecular function: RNA polymerase II transcription regulatory region sequence-specific DNA binding; DNA-binding transcription factor activity. Gene Ontology annotation, biological process: cellular response to starvation. The coding region runs from base 1 to 1182 and encodes 393 amino acids. The record is from RefSeq and is a predicted model, not a curated record. The transcript is spliced from 4 exons. Gene Ontology annotation, cellular component: nucleus.